AUGGCCGUGCAGUCUCCUCCUGCGCUGGUCUACUCAGAUGUAAAGCGGCCAAGUUCAGACGGAGAGAGCCGAGCGCCUUCCUUCCCUCCCCCCCCCGCGCGGCUGGAUUGUGCGGCGGAGCGGGAGAGCCCGGCCUCACCGGCGGGGGAGAGACGAGGGGCCUCCUCCCCUAUCCCCUCCUUUAUAGAGCCUCCGGUGUCUCUGGCGGCCGUUCUUUACCUUCACACCAACUGUUUUGAGAUCACCAUCGAAUUGUCCUGUGACAAGUUCCCACACGAGUCGGAGCUGCCCCGGGAAUGGGAGAACAACAAGGAGUCCUUGCUGGUCUACAUGGAGCAGACCCGAAGGGGCAUCAAAGGCAUCGUCCGAGACAAAGACACGGAGCAGGGCAUUGCGGACGCCAUCAUUUCGGUGGAUGGCAUCAACCAUGACAUUCGGACAGCUUUCGACGGGGACUACUGGCGCCUGCUAAACCCCGGUGAGUACGAAGUCACUGCUGCGGCCGAGGGCUACCAUUCCGUCACCCGGAGUUGCCGUGUCUCUUAUGAAGACAACCCCACCCUGUGUGAAUUCCGCCUGACAAAGACACCCAAGCAACGGCUGAGGGAGAUCCUGGCCAAAGGGGGCAAGGUCCCCAAGGAUCUCGCCUUGCGCCUUCGCCAGCUGCGGCUGCACAAACUGCGGUCCCAGAAACGGGCUCAGUGAGGGGGACCCUUUGACCUCUUCCUGGACAGAAAGCUGCUUCUCAGACUCCCAUUGCCUUCUUCUUCCGAUCUUAGUGGAUUCUUUCUUCAGCCUGAACGUUUUGAGUUUCUAGACACAGACCUCCGUGCCGUUGGCCUUCAAACUAUCUUGUGAUUUCUGGCCUUUGGGGAAAUUAGAUAUACCGGUAAAUCAGCCCCAGAAUUUGUUCCCAGCCCCUCAAGCAAUCGUGACAAUAUUAUCGUCGUCAUCAUUGUUUCAGCACAAUGUUCGCCAUCUUGGCACUCAUCAAGAUCCAUGUGUUUUUAAGUUCUACUUAUUAUGAACAUGUCAGAAAUGGUGCUGAAUUUCUAAAGCAACCUCUUUUGGUUUAAGCGCACCUGCACAUGCCUCUCCCGGAAGCCGUUCCCUUUAAGCUCAGAUGUGCAGAGGCUGGUUGUAGCCAUUCAGCACUCUGCUCAUGCACAAAGAAACACUCAUUCCUCAUUCCUUCACAUGUCCCAGGGUCAAACCCUGACACUGAAAAAAAUGGUUCUGGCUGAGUCCUGAAGUCACAUGAAAUCCCGGUUCAAAGCAACGCCAUCUGCCCAGAGGCAAGCAAGUCCGUUUUUCCUUCCUCUUGAUAAUCAGCCAACAUUUAGUGUAUGAAUUGAGUUACCGAAGGACUAACCUGCAUGUGGAUUUUCCGUGAUUUGUCAGGAGUUGGUGUCAGUUGAAGGAAAUCUGAACAGAGGGGUGGGUAAAAAUCCCAUCAAUAGGGCCAGAACUUUAGAGAGCUGCUGUCCCUUUAUGAUGGACAUGGAAGCCGGGCCAUUAGCUGUGGCUUCUUCCAUGAAUGCAGCAUUCUUCUGGGUAAAGCCUCACCUAUCCCAGGAAAGAAAACUUCCUUCCAUAGAACUCUUAAAAGGGCAGGAAUACUCUCAAGGACUGACAAGCUAGUCAAGGGAUGAUGAAAUCCAUCAAGAACUCAUCCCUGAACCUCCUCAUGUUAAUGCACUACAACUCCCAUCAUCCCUGGUCACUGGGUCUGCUUCCUGGGGCUGAUGGGAGUUGUGGUUCAUCAAUGUCUGGAGGGCCAAAGGUUCACCACACUGGUGCUAACAAAAUGGUUUCUUGACAGCCCAGCGCCACAAUAAAUUAAUGUUGUUAUCUGGGCUCCUAGCUUCUGAGUUCAGUGGGUGCCUUGCUGCUGAGGGCGUUGUCUUCAUUCUAAGGACCAGAUUCACACAAACAGUGCUGGCCUCCCUUCAAGUACAGCCUUCCUCAACCUUGUUGCCUUCCAGAUGUUUUGGGUUGCAACUCCCACCAUCCCUGAACUUUGGGAAGAAGAUGGGAGCUGGAGUCUGGAGGGCACUAAGUUGGGGAAAGCUGACAUAGGUAAUCAAGACUGAAGAACCGCCAGCCCCAAAACUUCUUCUUCUUCUUUGGCGAUCACUCAUAGCCGAGUAAGAGAGCCAGUGUGGUGUAGUGGGUAAGAGCG
Messenger RNA from Podarcis muralis (Common wall lizard), 2182 nucleotides. The record is from RefSeq and is a predicted model, not a curated record. NCBI's taxonomy places the organism in Eukaryota, Metazoa, Chordata, Lepidosauria, Squamata, Lacertidae.